Cylicocyclus nassatus is the source of this 885-nucleotide messenger RNA. NCBI's taxonomy places the organism in Eukaryota, Metazoa, Nematoda, Chromadorea, Rhabditida, Strongylidae. The record is from the annotation of a GenBank genome assembly.
AUGUGUGCAACCACCUUCUCGAUAUUUUUCUAUGGUGACAGAAUUGGGGUCGAAAAUGCAGAGUGGCGAAAAGCAAAUGCUGCCGCCCUUAACAAAUCCUAUACGCUGCCACCCUUUAUCAGAUUCCGAGAAGAGUACCUGGUAGUAGACAAAUAUCGUCUCGCCAGCUGCCAAAUCGAGAAAGUCAUGACCACCAUCAAAGAGGCGAUAUUCUGUUUUUUGACAGAUUCAGAGAAAUUUCUGAGACAUAACAGAACGAUCAGCCGAGAGCAUUGGAGUAACAGGUUUUGCACUGAGGACCGACAUCUUGGAAAAAGUCUGGAUACGAUCAUUGAUAAACUCGGAAAGGAUAUGACUUUAUUCACAGUUGUCCGAGAUCCGAUUGAAAGGCUAAUCAGUGGGUUUGUGGACAAAUGUUUGAGGGAACGUUAUCUGUUCUUGAGUUCCUGCUACGGAUGUCCUCGAAACUUACGAUGCUUCGUCGACCGGCUACACUUCUCUUUACAAAACGUGGCGCGUAAUAAGCCUGGAGAUUACUACGUUGAUCGACAUUUUGCCCCACAGACUUGGUACUGCGACUUCAAAAAUCAUCUUGGCAGUUACACCAUAAUAAAAUACGAGAGUGAUAACGAUGGUGUUGUAAAAAUAGCCUCGCAAUUUAAUAAACUGUUCGAGCAAUCUGGAAUCUCGAAUUUCGAGCGCGGAAUAAUUGAGGAAGAGCUUUUGAAAGGAUCAACAUUACAUUCGACUCAUGGCUCCAAAGAAGUGUCUCUUGUAAGGGAAUUGAUACUAUCCGAUCAGGAAAUGCUUAUGAAAAUAAGCGAAAUUUAUUAUCACGAUUUCAUAAUCUUCGGUUUUCCUCUUCCUAUUCUGCAAAACACUUGA